AUGCCCAGAAAGGGUGCGAACGUGUCUGAGAUUCAGUACAAGGCUUUGUAUACGGUAGAGCAGCGCACAAGGGAGGCGGAGGAGGCCCGCGCGAAAAACAAGAAUCGUGUUCCUAUCAUCUGUGAGAACGCAGACGAUUCAGACAUUAGCGGGUUGCAAAUCACAAAAUACCUCCUUCAACCAGAUAUCACAAUAGGUCAAUUACUCCUGCAGCUGCGUAAACGCAUGAGGGUGAGUUCAGAAAAGGCUAUCUUUCUGUUCAUCAGUGGUUCGGUUCCUCCUUCCACAGCGCAAAUAUCUGAUCUGUACGUGCACCACAAGGACGAAGACGGAUUCUUGUACAUCAAAUAUACUUUGGAAGCGACACUUGGUUGA
This is a messenger RNA of Trypanosoma grayi, 375 nucleotides long. Its product is annotated as microtubule-associated protein 1A/1B, light chain 3. NCBI's taxonomy places the organism in Eukaryota, Euglenozoa, Kinetoplastea, Trypanosomatida, Trypanosomatidae. The transcript has a single exon. The coding region runs from base 1 to 375 and encodes 124 amino acids. The record is from RefSeq and is a predicted model, not a curated record. Gene Ontology annotation, biological process: cellular response to nitrogen starvation.